AUGAUCUGGGGCCGGGCAACGUUUCUUGUUGUUUUAGGCCCUCUGGCUUUCGUAAAUGCCAAUGAGUCGAGGACUCGAGCACAGCAGACGACCAUCCCCAUCAGCGACGGCAUCGCUGCUGAUCCCCACGGUCCCAACAUUUGCGAAGCCCGCACCAUCAAUUAUAUCACGCACACAUUGCCGCAGUCAUGUCUCACAACCUCCUGGGCAAGCCCACACCCUCUCUCAUCGACAUAUGCUGGGCCUGUAGGAAGCGAUGGUGUACGAGAAUCCAUUACGACCUUCACAUCCGAUCCAACCGUCUCCGAAGCUCAUACGGCUGAAGCCACUGCCACUACCUUUAUGUCUUUCGAGGACUGGAAGGAAAUGAUGCUACGCCGAGCUGGUCAAGAUCCCCAAGAAUGGCGGUCUCGCAAGCCGAGCGAUCAUACUCCCGACGACAGAUACCUGCCCGAUAUGGGAGACGCCGGCUUAGGGGAGGAGGACGAAAUAUCCCUCGACUUUGAUAGCUACCGCUAUCAAAGCGGUGAUGACAAGAAAGGAGACAUGACAGGUAGCGCAGAGGCGAAUGAUGACAGAAACUCCCAUGACGCCCAGGCCUAUGGCGAUGGCAAGGCUGCCACCAUUCACCGCAGCAAAGAUGCCGGCAAGACUUGCAAGGAGCGAUUUUCGUACUCGUCUUUUGACGCCGGCGCCACCAUUCUGAAAACGGCUGCUGGGGCCAAGAACGCCAGGGCAAUUCUGGUCGAGAACAAGGAUUCCUACAUGCUUCUUGAGUGUGCGGCACCGACCAAGUACGUCAUUUUCGAGCUCAGCGACGAUAUUCUGGUAGAUACCAUUGUUAUUGCAAACUUUGAGUUCUUUUCCAGCAUGAUCCGCCUCUUCCGAGUCAGUGUCAGCGACCGGUAUCCCGUCAAGACAGAGAGGUGGCGCGAGCUGGGCACCUUUGAGGCCCGCAACUCGCGUGACAUUCAGCCUUUUCUCGUCGACAACCCCCAGAUAUGGGCUAAGUAUGUGAGAAUUGAGUUUCUGACUCAUUAUGGCAAUGAAUACUACUGCCCCGUCUCGCUAGUACGCGUACAUGGCUCUCGCAUGCUUGACUCCUGGAAGGAUAGCGAAACUGGCCGUGAUGAGGAUUCACAGAUAGAGGGGGAAAGGUCCGCUGCGCAACCACUCAUACAAGGCGAUGCUGUGCCGGGAGCACCGGCGAUAUCCGCAUCGGAAUUGCCUCAAAAGAAGGCCCUCCACCCAGAGCCAGUAGCCGGGUCGUCUUGGCUAACUCCAGCCGACGUGAACCCCUUUGAAUCACUGGUCGGCACUUGUUCACUGCCCCGUAGCCAUUUUUCGCACACACCGACCACGGAACAGCACGGAGACUUGCAUACCAACCGUGACAAUCGGCGCCAGCAUGGCUUGGGCUUGGCCGAGAAGUCGGGUGCAACAGCCAAUUCUACACAUGCUUCGACGGGACUAUCUUCUCCAGACACCGUUGGUAUGGCUUCAUCUGUCGCGCCUUUGACGAUACCGCCAUCAUCAUCUACCCCCAAACUAUCAGAUCACUCUCCAGUCGCGGGGACGGGUAGCAACGUAGCCAGUGGUUCCGGCACGGGCACUGACACAGGCGCUGGUACUGGUCCUACCCCACUCAGUAAUGAUGCUGUUAAAGAUAGUAACCAUGGCGCUCCUACAUCGUCAACAACUAAGGCGCCAAUCUCAAGCUCCUCCCCAAGUACCACCAGUAGCAGGUCGAGAACCAGCGGCACCUCCUCUGCCACGGCUGCUUCUCCAACAGUUCAAGAAGGCUUCUUCAACGCUAUUACAAAGCGACUGCAGCAGGUCGAGUCCAACCUUACGCUGUCACUGAAAUAUGUCGAAGAUCAAUCGCGGCACAUGCAAGAGGCUUUGCAAAGGGGUGAGCAGAAACUGCAUUCGAGGGUAUCCGACUUCCUCAACAACUUGAAUCAGACUGUUCUCGCCGACCUGCGCAACAUCCGCGACCAGUAUGAUCAGAUCUGGCAAUCAACCGUCCUCGCCCUGGAGAGUCAGUCAGAACGGUCAGAGCGAGACAUGAUGGCUCUGAGCACGCGUCUGAAUCUCUUGGCAGACGAGGUUGUUUUCCAGAAAAGAAUGGCCAUUGUACAAGCUGUCAUUCUCCUCUCAUGCUUAUUCCUGGUCAUUUUUUCGCGUGGAGUCCCUAUUCCCUACACUACCGCCGUAUCAGAUCAAUCCUCACCUGUCUCAUAUUUGUCGUCUGCCUCGCUGGUCCAUCCGUAUCGAGAUGGUUACAGGACAAGCCAGCACCAUCAUAACCCACGGGAGGGUGUUGGCAAGUCGCACAACGACGACCUCCGAUUCUCUUCAAUUGAUUUAUCCAGUCAGGCGCAACUCCAGGAUCCCACUUCGACAACGACCACACGUCGUAAUUCUGUCCCCGAUAUCCGCCAUUCGCCCUCCGAGUACGCGCACUUCUCCCCGCCAUUAACUCCAGGGCUAGUUUCUGACGAUUUGCGGAGUCUACACAACCCUGACGCAGGAUAUGAUCCUAUUGGCGAGCCCUGUAGAAACUCUAUACGCCGCGCCUCCUCCGGCAUGCUGCAAAAUUCCCGCAAGCCUUUGCCAUCACUACCCGAGCACCCUUCCUCACUGCACAAGUCAUGA
This is a messenger RNA of Drechmeria coniospora, 2658 nucleotides long. RefSeq lists its product as uncharacterized. NCBI's taxonomy places the organism in Eukaryota, Fungi, Ascomycota, Sordariomycetes, Hypocreales, Ophiocordycipitaceae. Gene Ontology annotation, cellular component: membrane; cytoplasm. Gene Ontology annotation, biological process: protein folding in endoplasmic reticulum. The transcript has a single exon. The record is from RefSeq and is a predicted model, not a curated record. The coding region runs from base 1 to 2658 and encodes 885 amino acids.